AUGCAUCCUUCACUCUUCCUGGCCGCCCUUUGCCUGGGAAUAGCUUCAGCUGCUCCACAAGUCGAUCCAAAUUUAGAUGCACAAUGGUUCCAGUGGAAAGCGGCACAUGGGAAAAUAUAUAAUGUGGAUGAAGAAGGAUGGAGGAGAGCAGUGUGGGAGACGAAUCUGAAGAUGAUUGAACAGCACAAUCGGGAAUACAAUCAAGGGAAACACAGCUUCACAAUGGCAAUGAAUGGCUUCGGUGACAUGACCAAUGAAGAAUUCAGACACAUGAUGAAUGGCCUUAAAAUCGAGAAGGAUGAGAAAGGGAAAAUGUUUAAAAUACCUUUCUUUGCUGAUAUCUAUGUACCUGUGGACAGGAGACAGACACCUGCUAUAAGUCCUACUGAGACCUUUAUAAUUUGUUUCCAGGGUCGGUGUGCUUCUGGCUGGGCUUUUAGUGCAACUGGUGCCCUUGAAGGACAGAUGUUCCGGAAAACUGGCAAACGUGUUUCCUUGAGUGUGCAGAACCUCCUGGACUGCUCUUGGCCUCAAGGCAAUGAAGGCUGCAAUGGUGGUCUAAUGAGCAAUGCCUUCCAGUAUGUUAAGAACAAUGGAGGCCUGGACACAGAGGAAUCCUAUCCAUAUGUUGCAAGAGAUGGACCCUGCAAAUACAGGCCUGAGCAUUCUGCUGCCAAUGUCACCGCCUUCGAGAACAUCCCUCAGCAGGAGGAGGCCCUUAUGAUGGCAGUGGCAAAUAUGGGGCCCAUCUCGGCUGCUAUAGAUGCUAGCCUGGAUACCUUCCGCUUCUAUAAAGAAGGCAUUUAUUAUGAUCCAAAGUGCAGCAGUGAAGACCUGAAUCACGGUGUUCUGGUGGUUGGCUAUGGCUUUCAAGGAAAAGAAUCCGAUAACCAAAAAUAUUGGUUUGUCAAGAACAGCUGGGGCGCUGACUGGGGCAUGGACGGCUACAUAAAAAUGGCCAAAGACCGGGACAACCACUGUGGAAUCGCCACCAUGGCUAGCUUUCCUAUCGUGUAA
Messenger RNA from Lynx canadensis (Canada lynx), 1017 nucleotides. RefSeq names its product cathepsin L1-like. The record is from RefSeq and is a predicted model, not a curated record. Gene Ontology annotation, cellular component: lysosome. The transcript has 7 exons. Gene Ontology annotation, biological process: immune response. The coding region runs from base 1 to 1017 and encodes 338 amino acids. Lineage: Eukaryota; Metazoa; Chordata; Mammalia; Carnivora; Felidae. Gene Ontology annotation, molecular function: cysteine-type endopeptidase activity.